Messenger RNA from Populus euphratica (Euphrates poplar), 717 nucleotides. RefSeq lists its product as uncharacterized. The record is from RefSeq and is a predicted model, not a curated record. The transcript is spliced from 4 exons. Lineage: Eukaryota; Viridiplantae; Streptophyta; Magnoliopsida; Malpighiales; Salicaceae.
AUGGCGAGUGAUCUUAAGCUUGUUCAAUAUAACUACAACCCAAAGCCAUCAGCUCUCUUGAGCUCUUUCUUCAUGUCGACAGUAAACGUGGCUGGAAAAACACUUGUUUCUGUGGCAUCAAAGUUAAAAAUUUUUAUAAUUGCAUUAAUGAAUGAGAUACCAGCAACGUCAAGAAAAUAGCAAUUUGCAAUGGCAAUGGCUGUCAAGAUCAUGAAUGGAAACUUCAGAGAUGGCCAUAUGGAACUUGCAGAAGUCAAUCGGAUGGCUCUUUCUUCCGCAUGUGCACGCUCAAAUGAUUCUUCAUCAACUUGGACUCCACGUGUCAUUAGGUCACUUCCAUUAGGGUCCUACAUUGCAUCUUAUUUUAAGGGCACGAGUAAUUGUUUGAGUGCUUUGGAGAAGCAGAGGCCGCGGAGUGCUGGUUUUGAAGAGGCGGAUGAUGUGGUGGCAGAGAAAUUGGCACGGGAACUUCUUUGGAUAACUAAUAAACUUAGGGAUUAUGGAGCUGUGGAUGAAGCUCUGUUGCAAUUGAGUUAUGCUUCUGGUCUUGCUUCUCUUGCGCUCAGUACUGCUAACCCUAGGGUUCAAGGUUACAUCGCCAAGAUCUCAGGAAUUUGUUUCCAUUCAUUAAAAAAUUAUUACCGCAACUUUUUUCAUGUUAUAUAUUAUACUCGCAAUGAGAUAGAUGUCAUUCAUGAGAACCUUAUAAUAAUUUGA